UGAAACAAGGUCUAAAAUACAAACCACAGAAAUUAAAGCCCUGCGGAGUUUCUUUGACUCUAGAAGCUGUGCAGGAGUUGAAGUGGGUUCCAACGGAACAGGAGGUGCAUUCUGAAUUGUGAGGUGAAGCUGGGGGGCCAUGCUGCAAGCUCCUGUAUGGAGAAGCCCAUCUGGCAAGUAACUAAAGAAGGACCCCAGUCAACAGACAAGGGAAAAUUGAGCCACUCAGUCAACACCCUCCAGGACUGACACCUGCCCACACCUAUGUGAGUGGUCUUGGAAGUGGGUCUUCCCCCAUUGGAGCCAUCAGAUGGAACUGCAGCCUGGCCUUCAGCAUGACUGCACUCACAGGAGAGACUUUGAGCCAGCCACGCCUCGCUAGGCACCUCCAGACUUCAGACCACAGGAACCUGAGAUGGCUGGUGGGGUAGCAGGUGUCUCUGUUGAUUUGAUAUUAUUUCCUCUGGAUACCAUUAAAACGAGGCUGCAAAGUCCCCAAGGAUUUAAUAAGGCUGGUGGUUUUCAUGGAAUAUAUGCUGGCGUUCCUUCUGCUGCUAUUGGAUCCUUUCCUAAUGCUGCUGCCUUUUUUAUCACCUAUGAUUAUGUGAAAUGGUUUUUGCACACUGAUUCAUCUUCACAUUUGAUGCCUGUGAAGCACAUGUUGGCUGCCUCUGCUGGAGAAGUGGUGGCCUGCCUGAUUCGAGUUCCUUCUGAAGUAGUUAAGCAGAGGGCACAGGUUUCUGCUUCUUCAAGAACAUUUCAGAUUUUCUCUAACAUCUUAUAUCAAGAGGGCAUCCCAGGAUUGUAUCGAGGCUACAAAAGCACAGUUUUAAGAGAGAUUCCCUUCUCAUUGGUCCAGUUUCCCUUGUGGGAAUCCUUAAAAGCCCUCUGGUCCUGGAGGCAGGAUCAUGUGGUGGAAUCUUGGCAGUCAGCAGUCUGUGGAGCUUUUGCAGGUGGAUUUGCAGCUGUGGUCACCACGCCCCUGGAUGUGGCAAAGACAAGAAUCAUGUUGGCGAAGGCCGGGUCCAGCACGGCUGGCGGGAACGUCCUCUCUGCCCUGCACGGGGUCUGGCGCACCCAGGGGCUGCCAGGAUUAUUUGCAGGAGUCUUCCCGCGAAUGGCAGCCAUCAGCCUGGGAGGUUUCAUCUUUCUUGGUGCUUAUGACCAAACGCAUAGCAUGCUGUUGGAGCUUGGCAGAGAGAGCCCGUGAACCACACGCCCACAGCCACGCCUACAGGGGGCCGCUGUGAGCGCUCCCCCUCCUGCAGCCACGCCUUCUGGGGCCGAGGUGAGAGCUCCCCCUCCCGCAGCUGCUGGGCCCUCUGAACAUGCAGGCACUGAAGCCCAGUCCUGCAGGUCCACUCGGAGCACGACUUCCAGGCUACAGGCGACUGGGAUGAUGUCAUCUACAUAUUUGCCAGAAAAUUGAGAGAAAACGAUGCCAAGAGCAGUACUUUUAACAAUUUUCUCAGAACCCCUGAAUAAAGAAGUUUGGUGAUGCUGA
This is a messenger RNA of Myotis lucifugus (little brown bat), 1504 nucleotides long. It is a transcript of the gene SLC25A26, whose product is annotated as solute carrier family 25 member 26. Gene Ontology annotation, cellular component: mitochondrial inner membrane. Gene Ontology annotation, molecular function: S-adenosyl-L-methionine transmembrane transporter activity. The record is from RefSeq and is a predicted model, not a curated record. Lineage: Eukaryota; Metazoa; Chordata; Mammalia; Chiroptera; Vespertilionidae. Gene Ontology annotation, biological process: transmembrane transport. The transcript is spliced from 12 exons. Bases 416 to 1210 code for a protein of 264 amino acids.